Penicillium atrosanguineum is the source of this 1530-nucleotide messenger RNA. It is a transcript of the gene tim44, whose product is annotated as protein translocase subunit TIM44. Gene Ontology annotation, biological process: protein import into mitochondrial matrix. NCBI's taxonomy places the organism in Eukaryota, Fungi, Ascomycota, Eurotiomycetes, Eurotiales, Aspergillaceae. The transcript has 2 exons. Gene Ontology annotation, cellular component: mitochondrial inner membrane. Bases 1 to 1530 code for a protein of 509 amino acids. The record is from RefSeq and is a predicted model, not a curated record. Gene Ontology annotation, molecular function: protein-folding chaperone binding.
AUGAUUUCGACAAAGAUGUCUGGCGCCGCGCGUGCGGCGACCCUCCGGUCCCAUGCUCCGGUCCUCCGAUCAGCUUCGCAAACAUCCCGAGCGGUGUCAUACUCAGCUCUGCAGGCUCAGACAUUGAAGCUCUCGGCACAGACCCAGAAGGGUCGUCUUCCCGUCUCCCAGCUUGUUUCUCCGUUCACCAUCCUCCCCUUGACCAGAUCAUUCCACGCCGCCACUCCUCUCUUCCAACAACAGCAGAAACAGCAGGAAGGAAAGGAGGAGAAGAAGAACGAAGAGAAAACGGAAGAGUCCGGCGAAGAGUCCAAGGAGGAAGGCAAGGAGGAGAAGAAGAAGGACGAGGCUCCUCCGCCGCCUCACGGCGACAAGUCUCCUUGGCAGGUGUUCCGCGACACUCUCCAGACCGAGUUCAAGGCGUCCAAGGAGUGGAAAGAGUCUACCAAGGCUCUUGCUUCUUCCGCGCAUCAGUUCACUGAGAAUGAGAACAUCAAGCGAGCCCGUGCCGCCUAUGAGGCUGCGUCGAGCGCCACUACCGGCCGCACCGGUGCCGCUCUCAAGUCCACUGGUCAGGUCAUCGGAAAGAGUGCCGCCUGGACUUGGAACACCACUGUCGUCAAGGGCGUUCGCAAGGGUGUCAGCGCUACCGGUGAAGGGCUCGAGAAGGCCACGCGUCCUGUCCGUGAGACCGAGGCUUUCAAGAGCGUGAAGGAGGCCAUUGAUGACGGUAGCAGCUCUCGCUACGGUGGUUGGAUUGAGAAGGAGGAGCGUCGCCGCCAGCGCCAGCUCCGCGAGGCGGCAGAGCUCAAGUCUGGAAAGCGCAAGGCUGAGCAGAUGAUUGAGGACCCCAAUGCCGGUACCCACGUUACUCUCCACAAGGACGCCGCCUGGAAGGAGUCAUGGCGCAGCUUCAAAGACUCCAAUCCCAUGAUGCAGAAGCUCUUUGGCUUCCGUGAAGUCUACGAAGAGUCUGAGAACCCCUUCAUCAGCACCGCUCGCAGCAUCUCCGACCGUGUUACUGGCUUCUUCGCUGAAACCGAGACCGCGACUGUCAUCAAGAAGUUCCGUGAGGUCGAUCCCAACUUCCAGAUGGAGGAAUUCCUUCGUGAGCUCCGUGAAUACAUGCUGCCCGAGGUCCUGGACGCUUAUGUCAAGGGUGAUAUCGAGACUCUCAAGCUCUGGCUCUCUGAUGCUCAGUUCUCCGUCUAUGCUGCUCUCGCCAAGCAAUACACCACUGCCGGUCUGGUCUCGGAUGGCCGCAUCCUGGACAUCCGUGGCGUUGACGUUAUGAGUGCCCGCAUUUUGGACCCCGGUGACAUUCCCGUCUUCGUCGUUACCUGCCGCGCUCAGGAAGUGCACGUUUACAAGAACGCCAAGACUGGCAAGCUCGCUGCUGGUAUGGAGGACAAGGUCCAGCUUGUCACCUACGCUAUCGGCUUGACCCGUAUCCCCGAGGAGGUCAACAACCCCGAGACCCGGGGCUGGAGACUGAUCGAGCUGCAGAAGGCUGCUCGUGACUACAUUUAA